Molecule: messenger RNA, 2691 nt
Organism: Anguilla anguilla (European eel)
Lineage: Eukaryota; Metazoa; Chordata; Actinopteri; Anguilliformes; Anguillidae
Gene: mthfr
Product: methylenetetrahydrofolate reductase (NAD(P)H)
Exons: 12
Coding region: 216-2183 (655 amino acids)
Biological process (GO): tetrahydrofolate interconversion
Cellular component (GO): cytosol
Molecular function (GO): FAD binding; methylenetetrahydrofolate reductase [NAD(P)H] activity
Source: RefSeq, a predicted model, not a curated record
CUACAUGCCUUUGGAGGAAGGCGCAUUUCAUUCCGUUUGCUUAGCCAAAACCAUCAGUGUCGCUACUUAUAAGCGGCUUGUCGCUACGACUGAUCAUAACGGAUGUGCGACUGUUGCGAGGAAAGAUCAUUGCAGUCGCAGGUAGGCAGGCUGUGACCGAAUCCCGGGAGCAGCAGAAGUAGUACGCUUUCAAGGCAAAGGUGACCUCUGACACCAUGGUGAAUCACGUGCAGCGCGUGGAUGGAUACUGGCAGGCCGCCAAGAGCGACUCGAGCGGCGGGAGCAACAGCGGGGGCGAGAGCUCGAAGGAGAGCUCGCGGUGCUCCACGCCCGUGCUCGACGCCGACCGCAAGGACAGGCUGCGCGACAAAAUGAGGCGCAGGACGGAGUCCGGGGACCGCUGGUUCUCCCUGGAGUUCUUCCCUCCUCGAACCGCCAGCGGCGCCGUCAACCUCAUCUCCAGGUUUGAUCGCAUGGGAUUGGGUGGACCGCUUUUCAUCGACAUCACCUGGCACCCGGCGGGGGAUCCCGGAUCCGACAAGGAGACGUCGUCCAUGAUGAUCGCCAGCACGGCCGUCAACUACUGCGGCCUGGAGAGCGUCCUGCACCUGACCUGCUGCAACCAGACCAAGGCGAAGAUCACCGAACACCUGAACAAAGCCAAGCAUCUGGGCCUGAAGAACAUCAUGGCUCUCAGAGGAGAUCCCAUGGAAGACCGAUGGGAGCAAGAGGAAGGAGGUUUCAACUAUGCCACGGAGUUGGUCAAACACAUGCGCUGCGAGUUUGACGACUACUUUGACAUCUGCGUUGCCGGGUACCCCACGGGCCACCCGGAGGCUGAGAGCUACGCAGACGACCUGAGGCACCUGAAAGAGAAGGUGGACGCCGGGGCCGACUUCAUCGUCACCCAGCUCUUCUUUCGGGCGGAGACCUUCUUCACGUUCCUCAAGGACUGCAGGGCCAUUGGCAUCACCUGCCCCAUCCUGCCUGGAAUCUUCCCCAUCCAGGGUUACCAGUCCCUGCGACAGUUAGUGAAGCUGUCCAAGCUGGAAGUGCCAGAGGAGAUCAAGCAGGUUAUCGAGCCCAUCAAGGACAAUGACGCCGCCAUCCGGAACUAUGGCAUCCACCAGGCAGUGGGCAUGUGCAAAGUGCUCCUGGACAGCGGGGAGGUCCCAGGCCUACACUUGUACACGCUCAACAGAGAGGUGGCCACUAUCGAGGUUCUGAAGCAGCUGGGCCUUUGGAUUGAGGACCCCAGGCGACCGCUCCCCUGGGCCAUCAGCGCCAAUCCAAAACGCUUAGUGGAGGACGUCCGGCCAAUCUUCUGGGCCUCAAGACCCAAAAGCUAUAUCUACAGAACUCAAGACUGGGAUGAGUUCCCCAAUGGGAGAUGGGGAAACUCGUCCUCUCCUGCCUUCGGCGAGCUGAACGAUUACUACCUGUUCUACCUGAAGAGCAAGUCGUCCAAAGACGACCUGCUUAAGAUGUGGGGAGAGGAGCUCAUGAGUGAGGAAAGCGUCUUCGAGGUGUUCACCAGCUACAUCAUGGCCCAGCCCAACCGUGGUGGACACAAGGUGAUUUGCUUGCCGUGGAACGACGACCCGUUGGCCCCGGAGACCAACUUGCUGAAGGACGAGCUGGAGAAGGUGAACCGGCGCGGCAUCCUGACCAUCAACUCCCAGCCCAACAUCAACGGCAAGCCCUCCUCGGACCCCAUCGUGGGCUGGGGCCCCCCGGGGGGUUACGUCUUCCAGAAGGCUUAUCUGGAGUUUUUCACGUCGAGUGAAAACGUCACUGCACUCCUGAAAGUACUGAGGAGAUACGAGCCCCGUGUGAACUACCACAUCGUCAACGUCAAGGGCGAGAACAUCACCAAUGCCCACGACAUGCAGCCCAACGCUGUGACCUGGGGCAUAUUCCCUGGCCGGGAGAUUGUACAGCCCACGGUGGUGGAUCCAGUCAGCUUCUUGUACUGGAAGGACGAAGCCUUCGCCCUGUGGAUCGAGCAGUGGGCCAAGCUGUAUGAGGAAGAGUCCCCGUCCCGGAUGAUCAUCCAGUACAUCCACGACAACUACUACCUCGUCAACCUGGUGGACAAUGACUUUCCCCUGGACAGCUGUCUAUGGCAGGUCAUAGACGACAUGUUUGAGCUGCUGGACUCGCCCUCGGAAAAUCUGGAAUAAAACCCCACCCGUCCUAGCCCCCAUUUCACACGCCACCACGCCUUUGGCACGCACCCACCUGCCCGCCCGCCCGCCCCCCCGCCUGCCAGUGCUGCUAUGAGGACCUUGGAUCUUCCAUUUCAAACACUAAUAAAGAAUGAAGCGGUGCUACGCAAGUUAUACUUACAAAUCCCUCAGCUUUUACGUAGCGUGUUCUUCGGUACUUCUUUAGUAAAUUUUUUACAGCAACUUUUGGUAUGUGGAAUGAUCAAAUGACAUAAACUGUAAACAUGGCGGAUGUGUGUCACUCACGAGACUGAUUUAUAUACAUAGACUGUGCCCCCUUUGGAUGCGUGCACUGAAUGUUUAACAGUAUUUAUAUAUCAGUGAAAUUUCAGUGAAAGUGCUGUUGAGUGUUUGACGGACACGUUCUGUUGAUUGUGGUGUUUUUAUACUUGUGAAAUGUCAUUUUAUACUGAUUGUGUUGAAUGUUUUGUAAUUACAUUAAAUUUAUGGCUCUACACACCUA